This is a messenger RNA of Medioppia subpectinata, 465 nucleotides long. The record is from the annotation of a GenBank genome assembly. NCBI's taxonomy places the organism in Eukaryota, Metazoa, Arthropoda, Arachnida, Sarcoptiformes, Oppiidae.
GAAAAUUUAGUGUCGGAUAAAAGAAUUAUAAAAAUCACACUUUUAUUUAUUUGCUUACAUCUCAAUCAAAAUUUAGUUGCGUCUCAAAGGUAUGCGAACCGAAACAAUAGACCGCUCUCUCGGUCUUUGAGCGACUCUAAUAAAGACCAAACCAUUUUGAAAGUCUAUCCGAGCGGUCAAUACGGACCACAGGAUAAGACAUAUGAAGACGCGGGGGUCCCGCCGCGGGUCAAGCCUUAUAUGCCGCCCGAUAUACCGCCACAAGAAGACACAGUCUAUGACUCUAAGCCAACUCAAGUCGAUAGUAAAGCCGAUGAAGAGACCAAAAGUUCUGCCGACGAUAAUAUCGGCGCGAAUGGGUGUAUAUGUGUGCCGUACUAUCAGUGCGACGACGGAAAUAUAAUAACCGACGGCUCGGGUAUUAUUGAUCCGCGAAAGAUCAAGCCAUCGGAAAAGGAGAUUCCA